CGCUCUCUCCAUCUACGCUAUAACAUGUUUUCCCGAUUUUCUUCACGGACAUUGCGCCAAUCAGCAAACCUCACAAAAUGCGCGAGCUCCACGCGACUACUAUCACGACCACUCCACUCAUCACGCGCUCUUCGUGAAGGAACCUCUCGUGGCGGAGGGAGUGGACUGACCAACAUCCUUGCUGGCGAUAUUCCUCCCCCUGUCCAAGUAAAAUCAGUAACACAAUCUGGAAUAACACUCCAAGAUGGUCUCAUCAUUCCCUCUGCAUGCAUAUUCCUCGAAGGAAAAGUGUUUCUGUGGGAUGUGCCAUUGACUGGAGGACGCGAGGCGGGUUCAUUAUGGAAAGGCUGGGGCAAGGAGAGAUUCGAGCUGUUUGAGGUCGUCGUUCCGAAACCUGAAAUUCUGGUGAUUGGGACAGGGAAGUCUGUCUCGCCACUACCACAAGAGCUGAGGAGGUAUCUGAGUGAGCUUGGUAUUCAGGUCGAUGUCAUGGACACGUGGAACGCCUGCACUACUUAUAACCUCUUAGCCGAAGAAGGUCGACGUGUUGCAGCUGCACUGUUCCCGUACACCACUCAAUCGUGGAAACCAUAAUUGGGCUCUCAUGUCAUGGGCCUAUUCUCCGCCUAUGAUACAAUUCCU
Stereum hirsutum FP-91666 SS1 is the source of this 642-nucleotide messenger RNA. Its product is annotated as DUF498-domain-containing protein. The transcript has 3 exons. The coding region runs from base 25 to 594 and encodes 189 amino acids. Lineage: Eukaryota; Fungi; Basidiomycota; Agaricomycetes; Russulales; Stereaceae. The record is from RefSeq and is a predicted model, not a curated record. Gene Ontology annotation, biological process: mitochondrial respiratory chain complex I assembly. Gene Ontology annotation, cellular component: mitochondrial inner membrane.